Messenger RNA from Cloeon dipterum, 1314 nucleotides. RefSeq lists its product as uncharacterized. The record is from RefSeq and is a predicted model, not a curated record. Bases 105 to 1085 code for a protein of 326 amino acids. Gene Ontology annotation, molecular function: metal ion binding. The transcript has 4 exons. NCBI's taxonomy places the organism in Eukaryota, Metazoa, Arthropoda, Insecta, Ephemeroptera, Baetidae.
AACAACAGGAAUAGGAAAAGACAAUCUUUCUGCACCUUUGACUGUAAAGCAUUUAUCUAGUUGGAAAGUUCGCGACGAAUUGUUUAGCCCAUCGGACGAUUACAAUGAGUUAUCCGAGCUAUUUAGAAACGGAACGGAUCCGCAACGAAGUAGAAUAUUUAAAAGGUUUCCUGGCGAGGCAUAAUGUUUCCCCAGUCAAGGUCGCCCCCGCCAUAAGAAGAGCUCCCAAGGGCCCCUCUCGUUCGUGGCGCAAUCCAGCUCUUCUGCAGCCUCCUCUGCCAGCGGUGGUUGCUCCUCCAGCACCCACGAAGAUUCUGGUGAAUCCAAACUUCCAGCAAGGAGCAAAAAUACUGGUCAAUCCAAACUUCAAGCAGCCAAAGAAAAUACUGGUCAAUCCAGCCUUUUCACAACCAACGGCCAUCCACGUCAAUCCGAAAUUGCUUUCAUUGCCGAAGAGCCCUCGAGUGCUGUACAAGAGCAAAAACAAACUCAUUUUGAAAAAACAGCCUGUUGCGGCUUCUCUUGAAAAUAAGCCUAAGAGCUCGCCCUUCAUAUUCAAGAGUAAAAACAAGCUGGUCAGGCAAACAACAGUUGUUACUAAAAAGAGUCCCGCAGACCGGAAGAAGACGAGACCAGGAAACGUUACGCUGAUUAGCGGCGAGAGAUUCGUCAGCAAUGGUGGCACGAGACUAACAAGGCUCCAAACCAUUCAGAGGCAAGCCAAGCAGAAAAGCCUCUUGAUUCUGUCCAACAAAAGGAAAUCUACCUCAUUGCCGUGCACCAUAUUCCACAAGUUGGGUCGUUGCCCCAAAGGUGACGCCUGCGAGCGUUCGCACCUGUCUCCCGUGUCUCUUUUCAAAUACAAACGACCCACCCCGAUUAAGGGAACAGCAAACAAGGUGAUUUUUCCGUCUGUUCAUUUACUUGAAGUGCUAUGCUGGAUUAAAAAAAUUCAGGUGGCUGAAGGGGCUACGAAGAAAGCAGAAACUAGGUACUACCAGACCACCGAGGAGCAGGAGUGCAAAGCCGUGCGGCCAGAGAGAAGCAAGGUUUUAGGUGAGCUGCCCUCUUUUAUUCCACUGUGAUGCACCCGGCUCUAAUCGAUCAAGCCUUGCUUUUUUAAUAAACUGAUUUUUCGAUUCAAAUCGCCUUUAGGACCUCGUAUUGAUUUUAGAUCGUUUUUUUAUUACAAUUUAAGUAGGUUUUAGUGUCUGGUGCAUCACACGUACCUUGAUUUACAAAAAUAAAAGAGACUGCGAGCUGCGAAGCAAUUGUAUUGGAAAAAAUAUUUUCAAUAAAGGAAAUUCAAUGAUA